AUGUCUGUCAGGGACAACAUUCUAUUCGGAAAGUCACUGGAUGUUGUUCGCUACGAGCGCGUGUUGCACGCCUGCGAUCUUCUGAAUGACUUGAGUCGCUUUCCAGCAGGAGACCUCACUGAAAUCGGAGAAAAGGGAAGCAUAGAGUUGUUCUUCUGCAUGGUGAGGGUAUGUGGACCAUGGGUUGCAUUGAGCACGUUGGGCUUUACCCUACGAGCCGCGGCAGUCGGAACCUAUCUGGUCUGGAUCAAGCGUUGGACUAUGGAGAGCACGCGCAACGAGACCAAACCGGAGUGGGUCAUUGGCCUGGCAGUGCUCUGUCUCUCAGAUGUGUUCUUCGGGUGGCUAGGCGCUUUCAUGUUGGCUGUGUGCUGUCGAAAUCUGUCCAACCGUUUGCACGACGCUAUGAUUCGGAGCGUGCUGCGGAGUCCCGUGCACUUCUUCGACGCCACACCGAGAGGCCGUGUGCUGAACCGCUUCUCGGCUGACAUAGACAACAUUGAGAACCGCUUCUUCCUUGCCGCCAAGCAGGUCCUAGAGACGUUUGCCGUAGGCGUCGCCAGGAUUGCCGUGACAGCUCUCCAGACGCCAGCUGCUGGUCUUGUGGGUGGCUCGACUACUGCCAUUUUUAUUUUAUUAGUGGUAUGUGUCUACUUUAAAAUGCACCUUUGA
Dermacentor silvarum is the source of this 672-nucleotide messenger RNA. Its product is annotated as ATP-binding cassette sub-family C member 2-like. Gene Ontology annotation, cellular component: membrane. The record is from RefSeq and is a predicted model, not a curated record. NCBI's taxonomy places the organism in Eukaryota, Metazoa, Arthropoda, Arachnida, Ixodida, Ixodidae. Gene Ontology annotation, biological process: transmembrane transport. Bases 1 to 672 code for a protein of 223 amino acids. Gene Ontology annotation, molecular function: ATP binding; ABC-type transporter activity. The transcript is spliced from 3 exons.